CGUGCUAAAUCAAAUCCACACGCGAUCAAACCGCGCGUACCGAAACCUACUCCUCCUCCUCCUCCUCAAAAAUAAAACUAAUGGCAGAUAGAAGAGAGAAUUUUACACAAGGAUUUCGCUAUGCAUUGCUUCCUACGGCAGCACCAGCAGUUGCUGCCAUAAUUAUAUGAAUCUGCAUACCCAAAAUUCAAAAACCCUUUCACGCACCAGUAAAUCCCUGUUGAUUGUUUCAGUUUGAUUAGGUUUUUGACUCUUCCGAAGUUGUACAACCGUCUCUUUCGAUUCCCUUUCUAAUUCUUCGAUUUUUCGAAGCGAAUCAGUUCUCUGUGCCCAUUAUUGUUGUUCAAGAAAGUCCGUCUUUCCCAUCACAAUCGUACCGGAAAUGCUAGGUUUCCGGUUCGGCGCUGCCGUCUUGUUUGUCUUUGUUUCGCUUCUGUUUCCCCCUUUCUGCCUAGGGAUUCGGUCCUUGCCGACAAAGGAAAUCGGCGAUUCGGUGUCAUUAUGGUCCGGAAAACGAUUUCGAUUCGCUGAAGCGCCGGGCUACCAGAACGGGAUUGGUUGCCCUCUUUCGGCCGGUUAUCGAUCUUCUUCAUCCGGUGAUCCCUCUCUGGUACACAUAGCAAUGACUCUUGACUACGAGUAUCUACGUGGAUCUAUUGCGGCUGUUCAUUCCAUUUUGAAACGCGCUUCCUGCCCGGAAAAUGUGUUCUUCCACUUCAUCACGGCGGAGUCCGACCGCAAUCGUGGACCUCUGCGUCUACUCGUGGAAUCCACCUUUCCUUCAUUGAAUUUAAAGGUCUACAAAUUCAAAGAAGACAAGGUAAUCAAUCUAAUCUCUGCUUCGGUUCGUCAAGCACUAGAGAAUCCGUUGAAUUAUGCAAGAAACUAUCUAGGUGACAUUCUUGAUUCCCAAAUCGAGCGAGUCAUAUACCUCGACUCGGACCUGGUGGUUUUGGAUGACAUACGAAAUCUCUGGAACAUAAAUCUAACUGGGAAAAGUGUCAUUGGUGCACCCGAAUACUGCCACGCCAAUUUCACCAAGUACUUCACUGAGAGCUUCUGGACUGACCCGAGUCUGUCACAGGUCUUCAACUCAAGGAAGACUUGUUACUUCAACACUGGGGUUAUGGUUAUGGAUUUGGUGAAAUGGAGAAAGGGCAAUUACGUGAAGAGAAUAGAGCACUGGAUGGAGAUACAGAAGCAGAAGAGAAUUUACGAAUUAGGGUCUUUGCCACCAUUUUUGCUUGUGUUUGCUGGUACUGUGGAGGCUAUUGAUCACCGUUGGAACCAGCAUGGACUUGGUGGGGAUAAUGUGAGGGGAAGUUGUCGGUCACUGCAUCCGGGUCCAGCUAGCUUGUUGCAUUGGAGUGGAAAAGGGAAGCCAUGGGUCAGGCUUGAUUCAGAUAAUCCAUGUUCCCUUGAUAAACAUUGGAAGCCAUAUGAUCUUUACAAGCCUUAUGAGGACGGACUGAAAGGUACAGACUGAAAAGGUUUGCCAAUCACUGGGAUUUUCUGCUGCUGCUACAAUAAUUGGGAGUUCUGAGUUAUUUGUGAUGGUGAUGAUUCUGUUCAUUUCUUCUUUAGACAUUUUUCUGACAGAUUCUUUGAUAUAGCUGUGUACAUACAGUAUGGUAUUUGAUGGGAUUGGGCUGACAUUGGGCGAUUACUGGGCAAGGGUACUUACUUUCAUUUCAUUAUGCAAUUCCCUCUUAUCAUUCUUUAUGGUUUUCAUGUGCUCUCUCUUUUUUACGUACGAGGCUUCAAUUCCUCUAAACAUCAGGGGGUGUGUUCCAGUUCUUGGAACAAUUUUGGUGGGUUGAUUUCUUUGUAUGUAAAACUGGAUUUAUGGAGGAAGGGUAAGAAUAACAUC
This is a messenger RNA of Tripterygium wilfordii, 1870 nucleotides long. Its product is annotated as probable galacturonosyltransferase-like 9. NCBI's taxonomy places the organism in Eukaryota, Viridiplantae, Streptophyta, Magnoliopsida, Celastrales, Celastraceae. The coding region runs from base 383 to 1486 and encodes 367 amino acids. The transcript has a single exon. Gene Ontology annotation, cellular component: Golgi apparatus. Gene Ontology annotation, molecular function: glycosyltransferase activity. The record is from RefSeq and is a predicted model, not a curated record.